AUGUCAGCCCAAGCCGACGCCGUAAAUCCCAGUUCCCAAAAUACCCUCCAAACCCCACAAAAUUACCUUGUGCCCCUCUCCCCGCCUCUUCCCGCCAUCUCUAAGCACGUAGAGCUGGCGAGAGCCAUGUCCGCCUCUUCUAAAUCCAGCCCAAUUUCCCUCUCGAGGAACAACGUCGUUUACGAGAACCAAUGGGUCGUUGUGGUGAACAAGCCCCAAGGAAUUUGUGAGUCCGUGUUGGAAUCGGUCCCUCAGCUUCUCUGUGACUCGGCCGAGUUAGGUGAGUCAGUUGCAGGGACCCAAACUCAGCCAGAGCUCCAUCUUGCAAACCGACUCGAUUGCGACACUAGUUGACUGAUGAUAAUAACCAAGUCACACAAAGUAGCUACCAAGCUCGUGAAAGCAUUUACAGAUCACAAAGUUUCCAAAACCUACGUUGCACGCUACAUUGGUUUAGCUCCAAAAUGGGAAACAAUCACCCUUAAAUCAGGUCAUGGUCGAUCAAAGUUUGGGGUGUGGCGAGCGUAUGCCGCUUCAGAUGUAGGUUCAACACUUCCAGGAGGAUCAAUGGUCCGAGACAUGGAAACAUUGUUUGAAAUUUUAUCGGUAAAUGGACAAGGGAGCUACAAAGAGCCAUCUGAGUUUAAGAAAGAUGAAGCAAAUGUUGUAGUGGUUGAAGAGAAAGCUGUAGUAGAUGGAGACGCAAAGAAGGACGAGGUUUUAGGAAGAGCCCGUCCUAGGAAUGGACGAACACAUCAAAUCCACUUGCAUUGUCAAUAUCUUGGAAUUUCCAUAAGAGGUGAUGUCAAGUAUGAGGGUGUGUAUGAGUGGAAAGAAGCAACUUAUGACGGCCAUGAACUUCAUGCGGAGAGCUUGUCUCUUGAACACCCUGUUACUGGUCUUCCAGUGAUGUUUCGGAAACCUGUACCCUCUUGGGCCAGCCAGGCUUUGCAACACUAG
Malus domestica (apple) is the source of this 960-nucleotide messenger RNA. Its product is annotated as RNA pseudouridine synthase 1. Gene Ontology annotation, biological process: pseudouridine synthesis. Lineage: Eukaryota; Viridiplantae; Streptophyta; Magnoliopsida; Rosales; Rosaceae. The record is from RefSeq and is a predicted model, not a curated record. Gene Ontology annotation, molecular function: RNA binding; pseudouridine synthase activity.